AUGGUAGCAUCAAGAGUGGCUGCCGCGAUCCCGCCGCAGCCUUCGUGGGUGCAGCAAUCGAAGAAGGCGGUGACGCCUUUGCAUAUGAGUGCCUGGCGUCGUUUAGUUUAUGGUACGAACGCAGGUGUGGUGGUGCGAAGUUUGCCGGAUCAAGUGUUGUUGGGCAAGUCACCUGUGGAGGUGUACGGGGGGUCUAAGCGGCCGAUAACGUGUGCGACGGCGUCUCUGGAUGGACGUGUGGUGGCGGGUGGUGACAAUGAUGGGUACUGUCACAUUUGGUUGAAUGAAGGUGGUAAGGUGAAUUACAGUUGUUACAAGCAAGACCACAUGCGGUAUGUGCACUUGACGGAUAUUUGUUUGACUGCAGACGGGCAGCGUCUGGCGGUGGUGGGGUUGGAUCAACAUUCUCAGGUUCAUGGCGCCGUGUUAUUAGUCGACACGGGUGCCAAAAUCGGCGCCAUCAAGGGACACGUAGGCGGUAUUUCUUCUGUCUGUUUUAGUCCGAACAAGCCGUAUCAGAUCACGACCGCUGGUGUUGACGGGAAGGUGUGUGUACACACUGGUCCUCCUUACAAAUGCACUCAGACUGUGGAGGCCUCGCCCAUUCUAACAUGUGUUCGAUACAGUCCCAGCGGCAAUUACCUCGUCGUGUCCGGGGCCCAGGGAUACCUGGCGGUGUUCGACCGGCAAUUGAAGCUCAUUACCGACGCCGACCUGGGCAUGAUCUCGCCCAUCUCUCUUGCCUGGAGUCGAAAUCGCGAUGACACUUUCGCCGUGGCUUGCAACGACAACUCAAUCCACGUCCUGCAAAUCGACUUCAAACUGGAGUCAGUGACCGUCGCUCAUAACAUUCCGACUCACGAACAUAUCCCGCGAGGUAUUCUCUGGAGUGAAAACCACUGGGUACUCGCCUUAACCGACUCUGGCGCCAUCCUGGCCUGGAAGCUGCUCGACGGAGCCGACCGGAGUUGCAAGACCGCGCUUUUGGAACAAAGCCUGAAGGAAGAACUUAAGGAAGAAGCGCACCGUCGGGCCUCUCUGAGCAUCCCCCCCGCUCGCGGGUCUGUGUCCGACACGCCCACCAAGUCGUCCUCUGCAACACCGAGCGCUAUCGCAACUGAAGCCGCAACCCCAACUCCUUCGUCGCCGCCGGCCGCGGCCUUGGGUGGCCGGAGGCGACGGCUGUCGGUCUGCAAUAUGGGCGUGGAUGGAGCGCUGCCUUUGACCCCGCCGCACGUGUCGUCUUCGCCACAGUGGCAGUACGACUGGGCCAAGCUGCAGACUGCCCAACCGCACCUGAGGCUAUACGGACCGAAAGGUGGGCCUAGUGUGGUACACUUCGACAUGAAAUCUUCUCAGCUACUCAUUGGCACAAAUAUGGGUUACCUCAUGUUCCUCGACACCGGUAUGGUCAUACCACACACGUUCGAUGUUGCCCGGAUGGAGAGCGACCGCCAAAUACGGAGCUGCAUCACAAACGGACUCGUCGGAGCUGCUGCCGCCGCCGAUGGCUGUGUCAAGGUCUACAAGUACUCCCACGUAAACAUCAAGUCCAAUGAAGACCAAUUCGGUGUGCAACAAUGCUACGAAAUCCUACGAGGCACCAACGCUGAAGCAACCACCACGACUUACAAACCAAAAACAAGAACAGAAGUCAAAGAAAUAGGGGAAUUCCGCCUCUCGGGACUUACCCCCCUGGCUCUUAUGUUUCUUAAAGGUACCACUGGAGGAGGAGUUACUGGGGGAGGAGUUACUGGGGGAGGAGUUACUGGGGGAGGAGUUACUGGGGGAGGGGAUACUGGAGGAGGAGUUACUGGAGGAGGAGUUACUGGAGGAGGAGAUCGCACUAACUAUAUCGGGCUAUUUACGGAGGCGGGAACGUUGAAUGUUUACAGGAUACAGAACAAUGAUGUGAGCGAGAUCUGGAACGUCAAAAUGCGAAUUAAGCCACUUUGCGUUAGCGCAACUCAGGAUGGAAGUCUCAUAUGUGUUGCCGUUAUGGCAACGGCUGCAGACUACCCAGAUGCUAUGAAGGGGGAUCAGGAAUUAAGUGACGACCAAGUGGUUAUUGAGAUUUAUGAGGUGGUUAAUGCUGCUUCUAUUCAAGGUUUUAAAUUCAUCAAGAUGAUACCGACGAAAGAAAAAAAGGUGACCGCUAUUAGUAUUAAUAGAGACGGUACACUCGUGGCCUAUUCAAGUGGGACUUAUAUUCGUGUUCGUGAAACAGAUCCGACCGAUCCAAACAAAAUGGUUGUUGAUAAUCAAUGGGGUGAACAUCGCACCCGUGUUUGCGAUCUUGCCUGGAGUCCUAAUGGUAACCGUCUAAUCUCAACAUCAACUCACGAAUUAUUUGUUUGGAAUAUUCACUCUCUACACACCAACAUCAAGCUCAAGGAUAACCAUUCCGGCUACAAUCUAUUUGCCCGGUAA
Gregarina niphandrodes is the source of this 2430-nucleotide messenger RNA. RefSeq names its product putative WD-repeat protein. Lineage: Eukaryota; Apicomplexa; Conoidasida; Eugregarinorida; Gregarinidae. Gene Ontology annotation, biological process: positive regulation of actin filament depolymerization; actin filament depolymerization. The transcript has a single exon. Bases 1 to 2430 code for a protein of 809 amino acids. The record is from RefSeq and is a predicted model, not a curated record. Gene Ontology annotation, molecular function: actin filament binding. Gene Ontology annotation, cellular component: cortical actin cytoskeleton.